Molecule: messenger RNA, 1874 nt
Organism: Ceutorhynchus assimilis (cabbage seed weevil)
Lineage: Eukaryota; Metazoa; Arthropoda; Insecta; Coleoptera; Curculionidae
Source: the annotation of a GenBank genome assembly
GGUUGUGCCCGAAACUUUUUUUUGAAAAUAAAAUGUGAAAAAAUAAAAUGUUAAGAAUAAGCAAAAGUUGGUGUGCGGUUUUAUGUUUUUGCUUUAGUUUGGUGGCUGCCAAUAAAGAUGAUUACAAGAUUUUUAACGUUUCCCUCAACGGGGAUAGUUCGAUUUCCUUACAUUGGCUAAUAGAUUACCCUAAAACGAAAUUGGCAUUCGAAAUUCAUUUACCCUCAGAGUUUGGUUGGUUUGCUUUUGGGUUUUCAAACUACGGAGAAGCUUUUCCAGCAGAUUAUUGCUUGCUAUGGAGGAAUUUGGAUGGAAAAUUGCAUUUGAUUGAUACUUGGACUAACGAUGAAGGCGUAGUGGACUUGGAUCACCAUCAGGACUGUAGCAAUUUCCGUUACAAGACAACAUCAUCUGGAAUUACCAAGUAUACUUUUAAAAGAAAAUUUGAUACUUGUGACAAUCGAGACUAUAUAAUAGAGGAUGGUACAACUCACAUAGUAUGGUCCAGAGGCCUACAAAGAAUCGUCUCUCCGAAAGGCCUAAACAUCAGCACUUCAGAUAGACAAAAUUCCGGAAUGAUUCGAGCGUCCCUACUCAAAAACCUUCACGCAAAUACAAAUCUACCUUCCCACGUUCAAACCUUGGAACUUCUAGCCGAUAAAGUCAAAGUACCAGCUGAAGAAACCACUUACUGGUGCAGAGUUUUCAAAUUGCCCGACAAGUUUAAGAAGAAGCAUCACAUAUAUCAGUACGAAGCCAAUAUUCAAGCGUCUAGCCAAGGCUUGGUGCACCACAUGGAAUUAUUCCAUUGUGAAUCAAAUGCCAAAGAGGAAAUUCCUCUUUACAAUGGGGAUUGUUUUGAUAACAAGCGGCCAAAGAAAACGGAAGUUUGCAAAAGGGUUUUGGCCGCUUGGGCUAUGGGAGCUCAACCUUUUACUUAUCCAGAGGAAGCUGCUCUUCCACUAGGAGGUGAAACCUUCAACCAAUACGUAAUGUUAGAAAUCCACUACAAUAAUCCAGAAUUAAAAUCUGGUAUUAUUGAUAGUUCGGGUGUUAGAUUUCAUAUAUCCGAUAAGCUUAGGCAAAUGGAUGCUGGGGUAAUCGAAUUAGGGCUAGAGUACACCGAUAAAAUGGCAAUACCGCCAGGACAGGAAUCGUUUCCUCUUACAGGAUAUUGUAUUAGUUCUUGCACAUCGGUUGGGUUUCCUCAAGAAGGCAUUACAAUUUUUGGUUCCCAAUUGCAUACUCAUCUCAUAGGAGUGAAAGUAUAUACACGUCAUUUUGAUGCCCUCGGUAGGGAACUGCCUGAAUUGAACCGAGAUAAUCACUAUAGCACUCAUUUUCAAGAGAUCCGUCGUCUGAAAAAACCUGUAAAGGUUCUACCAGGGCACGUUUUAAUAACAAGAUGCGACUACAGCACUAUGAACCGCAAAAAUAUGACUUUCGGAGGAUUCUCGAUAAGCGAUGAAAUGUGCGUGAACUACAUCCACUAUUAUCCUCGCGCGCCUUUGGAGGUGUGCAAAAGCUCCAUUUCUGAACAAGCGUUGAAAACUUUCUUCAAUUACAUGAAGGAAUGGGAAGAUCAGCCGACGUCAGAGUCAAAAGGAGUAUCCGAAAAUUACUAUUCGAUUCAGUGGAAUAAAAUGAGAGUGCAACUGUUGGAUGAAGUGUACCAUGAGGCUCCAUUGAGUAUGCAGUGCAAUAUGUCGAGUGGAAAUCGUUUUCCAGGAUACUGGGAAAAUGCUCCAGUGCCUGCAGUUUCACUCCCUUUGCCGCCUCCAUCCAGAGAUUGCCAUUUUGAUGAUCAAAAAUAAGUAAACCAAUAUGGGCCAAUAAAAAAGAUUCAAUAUAACAGUAUUUUAAAAGCAUUAUAA